Messenger RNA from Talaromyces atroroseus, 1944 nucleotides. RefSeq lists its product as hypothetical. The coding region runs from base 1 to 1944 and encodes 647 amino acids. The record is from RefSeq and is a predicted model, not a curated record. The transcript is spliced from 3 exons. Gene Ontology annotation, biological process: translational initiation; formation of translation preinitiation complex. Lineage: Eukaryota; Fungi; Ascomycota; Eurotiomycetes; Eurotiales; Trichocomaceae. Gene Ontology annotation, molecular function: translation initiation factor activity.
AUGUUCAAGAAAAAGCCAACGAUCAAAACACUUUCUCCUUUACGCUCCUCAGAUCGACGAAAGAUAGCCGAUCAGAUUAUCAAAGAUUACCAAAUCCCUAUCCCUCCGGCAUCUCCCUCGGAAGACAAGAAUAACGAAGAUGGAAACGCCGCAAAAGAGACAGCCAGCAAUCUUACAGCAAUCAGAAAUACCCUCCUCCCCGAAAACUCCCUUUCUGCCCGGUUCACAACAACGUCAGGACCAGAUCUCCGGGAAGUGCAAGGCACAGUAUAUGCCGGAUCGCAUCCUGAAUUUGGAGGCGAAGAAAGAAUUUUGUGGUUUAAAAUAGAGCAAGGACCGGGCGCAGAUGGACGGCUAUACCCAACGGUGUACUCCCUAUGGCAUAACCCGCGUAUCCUACCCCUAUUACACACGCCAGCCCUGGUCAUGGGCAAGCUUUUUGGAGGCGCGGAUCUGAUGACCCCCGGGUUAGCCAAUGGGCCACCAUUCCCGAGCAAAGCUGUCAAGGGUUCUGCCGUGGCUGUUGCUAGUCUGGACAGCCAUACCGUGCCUGUAUUUGUUGGGAUAUGUGAAAUUAAUGUGUCGGAACUGGGUGAAGUUCAGGGCACAAAGGGCCACGCAGUACGCGGUUUACACUGGGAAGGUGAUGAGUUGUGGUCAUGGAGCUCCUCCUCUAGGCCUGGUCAAUCUGCUCCAGAAUACCUGGAAGGCUGGGACGAGGAGACCAGAGAUGUUGAGGACGCAGUGCAGGAGUUGACUUUGAAAGAACAGGAAGCGGAAGCGCGACGGGAAGAGGCUCGUCCAGACGAAGAGGAACAGGAACCUCUUGAGCCGGAAGCUGAACCAACGGUUAAAGAGAUUGAUGAAGCCUUCGUGAAAGCGUUCGUAUAUUCUCUUUAUCAGCUGAAAAAGGAUAAUCCAAGCACGCCAAACCAUGGACUGACUCUCCCUGUUCAACCAUCUGCGGUAAUAUCUCGGCUCGUGACUCCAUACCUUCCGAUAUACUCAACACACCAAGCCCAGUUCUACCAGAUCAAGAAGACUAGCUGGAAAAACGUUAAGAAAUUCAUCAAAUAUCUAGACAAGGAAGCAUUGGUGAAAUCCAAAGAUCGCAAUGGACAAGAGACAAUCGUCAUCGAUGUGGAUUUCAACGACCGCCGCAUUGAGCAGUUCGUUCCUUACAGAAUACCCACCAGAAAUAUUGUGGAAAACUCCGGGAAACCGGUGUCAGGCAAACAAAAGGCUACUACCGAAGAAGGCGUUGAUCCGUCGGUUGGACAGACACUUACCGUACAGGUCUUGUACAGGCCUACUCAAAAACUUACCCCGACGCUCUUUCCAGCGCUCGGCGCAUCUGAUCCGAAGAAUUACUACAAAUAUUCCGAUGUGUCUAGUCGCUUGGAUCAAUAUCUGACAUCUCAAGAUCCUCCGCUCGUAUCCGAAUCAAAUCGACGCAUUAUCAAGCUGGAUCCUUUUCUAUCGAAUACCAUAUACUCGUCCUCGUCAGCCGAUGACAGAGCAGCGCUAGCACGACGGGAAGUCACUCGAGACGGCCUUCUCAAGCGCAUUGUAUCCGAUGCAUCGCUUCUUGCAUCAUAUCAUGCCAUCCUCAAGCAAGGACAAACGGUAGUAACGGACGUGAAGCCGAAAGCCGGAAGUCCACCAAAAGUACUAGUAACCGUUGAAAGGCGGGGAUCUAACAAGACAGUCACCAAGGUAUCUGGAAUCGAGGUGUUUGGCAUCAUCCCUACCUUCUUGGCUGAGGAGUUGCAGAAGAAAUGCGCUUCCAGCACUAGUGUUUCUCAAGCUACUGGAGCCGUCAAGGGCAUUAUGGAGAUUCUUGUUCAAGGCGACCAGCGCAAGGCGGUUGAAACGGCGUUGGAGAGGCGUGGAGUGAGAUCACAAUGGGUUGAUGUAGUGGACAAGACGAAGAAGAAAAAGUGA